Messenger RNA from Echinops telfairi (small Madagascar hedgehog), 922 nucleotides. RefSeq names its product chromosome unknown C10orf82 homolog (gene SPMIP5). Lineage: Eukaryota; Metazoa; Chordata; Mammalia; Afrosoricida; Tenrecidae. Bases 1 to 672 code for a protein of 223 amino acids. The transcript is spliced from 5 exons. The record is from RefSeq and is a predicted model, not a curated record.
AUGGGUACAGGCUUUGUGCCUUACAACAGCUGCCAGGGCACCCCCAGCGAGGACAACAUGUUCCAGUGUCUGAAGUCCUUCCAGGAGAGCACACGCAGAUACAAGGAGCGGCUGGAGGAGCUACGCCACACCGUGGCCACCACCCCAAAGCUGAAGCCCAUCUGCUCCCAGCAGACGGUCCUGCAGGCGCUGCACCAGUACUACCGGAAGUACCACCCCAGGAUUCUGGAAUGCAAAGACAUAAGGAAGCCCCUGGAGGAGCCUCCGAUCCCUGGCUGGGCGGGCUUCCUGCCCAGAGCCAAGGUCACUGAACUUGGCUGUGCCAUGCGCUACACCGUCAUGGCCCAAAACUGCUAUCAGGACUUCCUGGAGAUAGUGGAGCGGGCUAAGAGGGCCCGGGAGAAACCCUAUGAAGAAAUCUAUGGAGUUAGCUCCACACAGCUGCCUCUUGCUCCCCAACGGAACAUUUUGCAGCAUGAUGGACUGCUACCAAAAUACCCGGAUUUUUCUGUUCCAAGUACGAGCUGCCCUGCCCUUGCGAGACCCCUGAGAGCAGACCCCGUGCCUUCGGCGGGGUGUAGCUGCAGCCAGAAGGUGAAUUUUCCAGGCAGUGGGAAGAUUUACCUAGAGCCACUGCCCUCAGCCAAGUUUGCAGAAAGCCAGAAGCUGUGAGACACCAGAGCACAGCCCACCUGCCUCAGCGCUGGCUCUGAAGCUCUCCAUUCUCCAGGAGGAUCAGCCCCUCUCCACCCCAGCGGGCAAUAGGGAGAUGAAGUAACCCAGCAGUCCUUUUGACUGCCCCCAGCACCCGGAGUGCUUGCCAGCAGAUGACAUCCACGAUACAGCCUACAGAGAGAAAGGCUCCUUAUGUAAAUGUAGACCUUUUAUUGUAGUGUGAAUAAAAAGGAGACUCUUCAGCAUG